GCCUGGUGCUGGAGGUGCGACGCGAACCACUCCGAGGACGACUGCCGGCACCGCAAGACCAUAUGCCACAGGUGCGGCACCAAGGGACAUCUGGCGAGGGUGUGCAAGUACAGUCGGCCCAGCCAGCCAGGUGCGUACGCGCUGGCGGACAUCAACACCGAGGAAGAGAGUGGCGAGGAAAUGCUUCACGCCCUGGUGGCUCACAGUACAGCCAACAAAGACACGACGCCGCCGAUAGAGCGGGAUUUGCUAUGGGAAGGCAGGAAGCUGCGAAUGAUUCUGGAUACGGGCUCCCCAGUCAGCGUAAUUCCCGAGAGCGCUUUCAAAAGACACCGUAAACGGUGGCCGGCCCUGGAAACGACCCCCCUACGCUUGUCGUGCUUCCUGGGGCCGCUGCCCGUUGUCGGCAAGAUCACCAUGAGUGUACAGUACGGACAGACGCAGGUGCGCAGCUCGUUGAUUGUGGUGAACUGCCCAGGGCCGCUGCUUUGCGGUAGGAAUACGCUGCGGGCGUUUCACGACGCAGGGGCACCGCUUCUAGAAACUGGGGCACCGCUUGGGGUGAACAUGGUGCAGGCCGGCGCAGAGGGGCAGGACCUACUGGAAGAAUUUGCAGACGUUUUCGAAGAGAAGCUGGGGUGCUGCCAGGGCCCACGAGUAAAGCUGUACAGGAAGGAAGAUGCGCGACCCCGUUUUUGUAAGGCGAGGCCGGUGCCCUACGCGCUUCGCGACAAGGUGUCGGCGGAAAUCAACCGCCUGGAGAAGGACGGCGUGCUCUCGCCGGUCAGCGUGUCGGAAUGGGCUACACCUGUUGUUCCGGUGGCAAAGAAAAACGGCGAGAUACGACUGUAUAUUGCUAAUCCAGCUUCUAAUGCACAAAUGCAGUAA
Ixodes scapularis (black-legged tick) is the source of this 888-nucleotide messenger RNA. RefSeq lists its product as uncharacterized. Lineage: Eukaryota; Metazoa; Arthropoda; Arachnida; Ixodida; Ixodidae. Gene Ontology annotation, biological process: proteolysis. The transcript has 2 exons. Gene Ontology annotation, molecular function: aspartic-type endopeptidase activity. The record is from RefSeq and is a predicted model, not a curated record. The coding region runs from base 181 to 888 and encodes 235 amino acids.